AAAGAAGAAGAUAGAGGAGGAGGAAUGGGAAAUUCCAAUUCAUCUACCGUAAAUCAACGAUUCACUUCGGCUUGCAGAGCUUUUACUCAGAAGAAGCUUGAAGAUCUCAAAUCACUCUUCGUCUCUCUCGCUUCUCAAUCUCAGAGCAAUGACUCAUACGUCUCCUACCCCGUUUUCCAGGCCUACUUUGGUCUGAGUGGUUCUUUAGGAGAAAGGAUGUUUGAUAUGGUUACUCAACACAGGAAAGAUGGUAAAUUGACUUAUGAAGAUCUCGUUAUUGCUAAGGCAACCUAUGAGAAAGGAACUGAUGAUGAGAUUGCUGAGUUUAUUUACCAGACUUUAGAUGUCAAUGGCAAUGGGGUUUUGACAAGGUCAGAUUUAGAGAUGGUUCUGUUGGUGGUUUUCAAGAGUGUCUUCUCCUCCACUACUGAGAGCUCUGAUGCUUCGGAAACAAGUGAUUACAAGGAGAUGGUUGAUGCGCUUCUCAACGCUGCUUCUUUCUCGAAACCUGGUGAUGAUGGUUCUGAUAAAGGAAUGUCUUUUGAGGAUUUUAGAAGCUGGUGCUCACACGUUCCUACUGUAAGAAAGUUUCUUGGAAGCUUGCUUACACCACCGAGUCCAGCGAGACCUGGAUACCAAGUCCCGCGUCUGCUUUAUGAGGAUAGUGUGAACUCAAAUAUACUAUUGUUGAAGAAGGAAUACGCUUGGCAUAUUGGAGGAGCUCUUCCUCACCACGAGCUUGAAGAGUGGAAACUGCUGUAUCACAGUUCUUUACACGGUCAAAGCUUUAACACAUUCCUCGGUCACACAGCAAACACUGGUAUGUCUGCAUCAGUGUUAAUCAUUAAAGACAGAGACGGAUGUGUGUAUGGAGGAUACGCUUCUCAACCAUGGGAGAGGCACAGCGAUUUCUAUGGAGACAUGAAGUCUUUUCUUUUCCAGCUUAACCCUAAAGCAUCUCUUUUCCGACCAACUGGAGCCAACACAAACAUUCAAUGGUGUGCAACUAACUUCACAUCAGAGAACAUACCAAACGGCAUAGGAUUCGGAGGAAAGAUCAAUCACUAUGGUCUGUUUAUAUCGUCGAGCUUUGAUCAAGGGCAGACGUUUUCCUGCACUACAUUUGGUAGCCCUAGUCUCUCUAAGACGAGCAGGAUACAACCAGAAGUGAUAGAAUGCUGGGGGAUAGUUCAGGCCUCUAACGAGCUUGACACACAACAUAAUGCUAUGAAAGGUACUGUCCUAGAGAGGUUCAAGGAAGAUCGCAACUUGCUUAAACUAGUCGGCAUGGCAAGUAGUUCAAAUGAGUGAGAGAUUCAAUGAGUGUUUCCAUUAAUACAGUGUGCGUCUGUGUGCCUAAUAUAUACUUCAUGUAUCAUAAAGAGUGUUGCAUAAUUCACAUAAAAACCAUAUAAUAAAACUGUUUCAUUGAAUAAUAAAUAGCUUAGAGAUUCA
This is a messenger RNA of Eruca vesicaria subsp. sativa (arugula), 1455 nucleotides long. Lineage: Eukaryota; Viridiplantae; Streptophyta; Magnoliopsida; Brassicales; Brassicaceae. The record is from the annotation of a GenBank genome assembly.